Molecule: messenger RNA, 1333 nt
Organism: Phyllopteryx taeniolatus (common seadragon)
Lineage: Eukaryota; Metazoa; Chordata; Actinopteri; Syngnathiformes; Syngnathidae
Product: endothelial zinc finger protein induced by tumor necrosis factor alpha-like
Exons: 3
Coding region: 63-1010 (315 amino acids)
Biological process (GO): regulation of transcription by RNA polymerase II
Molecular function (GO): DNA-binding transcription factor activity, RNA polymerase II-specific; RNA polymerase II cis-regulatory region sequence-specific DNA binding
Source: RefSeq, a predicted model, not a curated record
UGUGAUUUGUGGUCGUUUCCGGGCCGCCGAGCGAGCGCUUCGCUUCUGUCAAGUCAACAAAAAUGAGCAAAGCGGACGUGCUGAGCGGUUACCUGACGGAGCGCCUCACGCAGCUGCUCCGCGACAUCGUGGACGUGGUGGAGGACGCGGUGAGCGAGUACCGGGAGGAAACGCUCCGGACGCGGCUGGAGAACGAGAGCCUGAGGCGGCAGCUCGGCGACUUCCUCAGGGCGUCUGACGAGCCUCAGGCCCGGCCGCGGCCUCCCGGCCAACAUCUUGUCGCUUGGGACCACCAGCGAGUCUGCGCCCCCAACCGCGUCAAAGCGCCCCCAGCCAGCACGUCCAAGCGGGCGGGGGCUAGCCCCCCCCCCCCGGACGACGCCCUCGCCAAAGCGCUUCUCGUUCUUCCCGCUGAGGAGCCGCCGGGCCCGCCCCCUCAUGUCGUCAAACGGGAACAGGAGGAGUCAAAGGUCACGCCCCGCAAAAACUGUGCCGAGUCAGCCGCGGCCGACGUGCGCGUUCGCGUCUCCAAGGGCAACACCGACGUCAGGACGACGGAGAGUGCCACGAGGGAGCGACAGGAAGUGGAACGAAACGGCCAUCUCGGCGAGGCGACGGCGGCGGGCGUCAUCGUGUACGAGUGUCCCCGCUGCGGCGAGGUCUUCGCUCAGGCCGCCCGGCUGCGCCUCCACCUGGAGCAGAAACCGAAGACGUACGCGUGCAACUGGUGCUGUAAAUCUUUCGCGCAGUCGGCCGACCUGCGACGCCACGUCCGCACGCACACGGGCGAGCGGCCGCACCGCUGCGCCUUCUGCGCCAAGAGCUUCAGCCAGAGAGGAAACCUGCGGCGGCACUUGCGCAUACACACGGGCGAGCGGCCGUACACGUGCGCCGUGUGUCGACGCACGUUCGGCGAUGGCGACACGCUGAAGAAACACGCGCGCACUCACGCGCGCCACAAAGCGCACGCCAACCGUGCCGGCGCCGGCUGCUUUGGGGUCGGCACGUGAGUUUGCUGCUGUGCUGCCAAUGGCUCCCUGUCCCCUGUAUAGCGAGUCUGCAUUCUGUAGUGCUGUCGGAAUGUGUAGUGAGUACGGGUUGUCCGUCCCCAAGACGGCGCCCUCAAUGUCCCACAAUGCAUCUGGAAAAGUUGCCAACAAGCAACAGUCACUAGAAACAAAAUAUCUCAUGACGUGUUGCGCCGAUGACAAUACAAAUUGGCGAGGCGUGCUGUGUAAAGUCGAGCAACAAGUCACAAUGUGGAUGGGCAGAAAGUGCCACGUUUGCAUCGGUUUUGGAAAAUCCUCUCAGCAUUAAAAUCAAUUUGAGGUUA